CUAAAGUAUGGUUUAAAAUAGUAUGGCCAGCGUUGUCUUGAAUUUCAAACUGUCCGUGCAGUCUAAUAAUUAAUGUAAAUGGAUAAACAACAAUUUAGUAAACAAUGUUCAAGUUUCGAUGUUUUAGGGCGUCAUUCGAUUUUGUUACGGGAAAACAACACGGUUGGGACUGUGAUUUGAGUCCCGUUUCAGUUACUGGAGUUUAUAGAAUUAACGAGGGAGAUUAUAAUGAUGAAGAAUUAAAGUACAAUCCUCCAAGAAAAUUGCUCCCAUCUAUGGUACAACUACCAAUCUCUCAAACUAGACCUAUACACACAUCUAAAAGUACAGGUGACCUCACGAAAGAAACAAUUCCCACGCCAAACCUAACUCAAAGCUCGCAUGAUCUAUCCCUGAAUGCUAGACUGUCUAAACAUCAACUUAAUGAACAGAAGAAAUUAGAAAAACAACAGAUGCUUGAACAAAAGAAGCAAGAAAAAAUUGCUUUUCAAGAAAGUCAGAGACAAGAAAAAUUUGCAGCCCAGGAAAGGAAAAAACAAGAAAAGCUUGCAAUACAAGAAAGACAAAAUCAAGCAAAGUUAGAAGCACAAGAACGUCAAAGACAAGAAAAAAUUGCAGCUCGAGAGGCAAAAACACAAGCAAGCCUAGCAAGAGAACAAGAUAUACCGAAAUCCGCUCCAAAUAAACUGAAAUUGAAAAAGAAAACUGCUCCAAUCCCACCACAACCUUCAAUUAACCAACAAAUACCAAAUCAGGUUCAAAGUCAAGUGCCUCAGAAUCCAGAAAACCACACAAACAACAACGAAGUAACGGAACCGAAACCACGAAGGCCGUUUCAAACCACCGCAAGGAAUAAUCAAUCAAAUUACUCAACAAAUACUCUAGAAAGUUCUAUAAGCAGAUCUAGCGGACCACCGCCGUAUGGAGAAUUCCCAGAAAUUAUAACAGAUGUACCAGACAGUAACAUAACAUUUGGCAAACCGGUUGCUGACAGCAGUUGGGACUUGAUAUCACAGCAUCGGGAGCAGAUGAGCAAAAACACAACAGAGCCAAUAGUACCAAAGACGAAAAAUGACGUACAGUACAAUGUGGGAAACUUACGUCUAGGAGAAAAUAGUGAUGCAUAACUUUAGCGUAUUUUUGGUAAUAAUUAUUUAUUUGUAAUGGCAAACGAACAAUUGACAGUUAUUAUUCUUAAUUAUCUCUAUCUGACACAUUGACACAGAUCCUAUUACUACUAAUAAGCUACCUAUUAUUUUUAAUAUUCUUAGGUUUGGACGACACUAACACAUAUUUUCUGAUUUUAUUGGAGUUAUCAGUUAAGUAAUUUUAUUAGAUGUUAAUUAAACGUUUUGUUUGUCACGCAUAUCAUUAAUUUGUGUGUAUAUAUAGAUAGUCUUUAAAGAACAAAACUACUAAAAAUGUGUGUUAUUUAAAAUAUAAAAUAAACAAAGACUAAAUUUCUUCUAGUCUCAUACAAUUAUGUGUCUCCUGUAUUACCUGUGCACUUUGGCGAGUGGGAAAUGAAGACAUAUCUUCUGAUAGAGCUCGGUGAAGUGCUUAUAGCUCCGGUAGAGAAUCGCGGGCGUGGCCUGGCCUUGUCUGUACACACGUAGAGCGUAUACGUAGUGCUUUUCGGGGUCGUAGCGCUUUUCGUAACUGAGACACUCAACGCGUACUAUGCGACCUUCUUGUGCCAUACUGUAAAAUAGAUGAAAAUGUUUUAAUACACUUAACCAAAAUUAAA
Pieris napi is the source of this 1747-nucleotide messenger RNA. RefSeq names its product stress response protein nst1-like. The record is from RefSeq and is a predicted model, not a curated record. Bases 105 to 1127 code for a protein of 340 amino acids. NCBI's taxonomy places the organism in Eukaryota, Metazoa, Arthropoda, Insecta, Lepidoptera, Pieridae. The transcript is spliced from 2 exons.